This is a messenger RNA of Acanthosepion pharaonis, 3822 nucleotides long. The record is from the annotation of a GenBank genome assembly. Lineage: Eukaryota; Metazoa; Mollusca; Cephalopoda; Sepiida; Sepiidae.
AUGGUUAAACAUAUUCUGUUACAGACGUUCUUUAUUUUCUUUCGUUCUUGCUUUUGUACUGAAUUCGUAAAACUUGAUCUUCCUUUUUUUUUCUUUCUACACCUUUUUUUUCCUACCUUUUUCAUUGAGUCCCUAAGUAUCAAUCUUUUGCUUUCUUUCUUUCUUUCUUUCUUUCUUUCUUUCUUUCUUUCUUUCUUUCUUUCUUUAUUAUUUUUUUCUUUCUUUCUUUCUUUCUUUCUUUCUUUCUUUCUUUCUUUCUUUCUUUCUUUCUUUCUUUCUUUCUCUUUCACUUUUUUUAAAAUAAUUGUAUUUCUUCUUUUUCUUCUUCUUCUUUCUGCCUUUCUUUCUUUUUUCUCCACCAUUUUUUCUUACUUUUCUUUAUCGUCCUCUAACCGGACAUACUUCUUCUUUUUCUUUCUUCUUUCUCCCAAACUCCUUCUUUCUCUGUUAUUCAUCCUUACAUCUUUUGUCUGGUCAAUUCGACGGGGGCGGCUAGAUAAGCAAGUCUACAACCAGAAAUCGGACUGUCCGCUUCAUUAUCGCAGACAUCAAUGUUGCGGGGAGUCAAAGCAGAAUAACUACAGAAGUAUUCUACAGCAAGUUUGCCGCCGAUCGAGUCAUUGCGAUAUCCUGCGGCCCUCAAGCCAACAGCCCCGCUGCAAGCUCUACCUCCACCUACAAGAUCAGCAACAUCAACAAAACAACUCUAAACGCAUCCCUACUACCACCAUUAACACCACCAUCUUCACCACCACCACCACAAGCAACAACAACAACAACAACCACGAAAGUGAAACUAUCAUUCGCCACAGUUUCAAGUGCCUUCCACAGACACGCCAACAGUCACUCACUACAAACUGUCGGUCAGAAGCCAAGUUUUCAAGUCUCCAGAACAGUUUAAUUAGGGCAGGCGGGUCUUGUCUGGAACACUCGAUUCCAGUACAUUGUCGAAUUGACAUCCACCUGGAUUACAGGAGUGAACUUAACUAUAAGGAAUCACUACUUCAUUUUAAUCAUCGCAGACUUACCAUCACAGGAAUUCCAAUACAGCACUCCGAUCCAAGUGCAAAUCAUCAACAACUCGAAACCCGUACUUGCAACGGUUACCUCGCUUAUUUAAGACUGUUAUCACAACCGCAACCAGACGAAAGCCUAAAGCUGAGUUCAGAGAAGCAGUUGAAACAGAAGGAUAAAUAUUUGCCGCUAGGAGAUCGUUCCCUCGAAGUACAAUCACAGUUGAUAUGUGAUUGGUCGAGGGCCGGCCGUGACAGACACCAGGGAUUUUAUUUUCUCGGACAGAUAAACCUGGAAAAAAGUCAAGGAAAAGUUUUAGAAGCUAUAAGGAUCAAGGAUGAAGAUAAAGAAAUUCUGGGCAAGGAUUUCGUAAUGGGCGGAAGAGAAACAGCACUGCUUCCUUGGCGAAUAAUCCGAGAUCAAAUCUUGCCUCGAACUGGUCACAGAGACAGAAAAAUCGAAAAUGGCGACAGAGCUACUCAGACAGCAGAAGAAUUUGCCUCGUCUGUACAUGAGUUAGCCGGUACAAAAGUUGGUGGCAAGUUUCAAAAUCACAGAACGCGAUUGGAAAAUAUCAACAACUGUAUCAUGAGCAGUAUAAAACGAGAUGAAGUUAACGAACAGUUUGAAACGAAUUCCGAACAAAUACUGUUUAAUAUUAAUGUAAACAGACGAAUUGUCAUUAAACAGGAUAAAUCUCAGUGCUGCGUUCAGGAAACUCAAUGCAAUAAAGAGGUGGAAUAUGAUAUAAACAGAAAUAUUCAUGAUAAGUUUAAACCAAGGAGUAAUUUGAGGAGAAAUGCCAACUCAGCGUCUGAUUCUAGAAACAACGUAAUUUACAAGGCAGGAUGUGAUUUGCCUACUAACUGCGCCUACUCGCCUUUGGAUCAGUUCAUAACGGUCUACAAUACCACACGUUUCAGUGCGUUUCUUUUCAUUUUCUUUAUCACCUGUGCAUUACAUAGCAUUUCCCUGGGAGCUGAUCGGAGUCGAGCGCCUUGGCCUUUCCCAGGCGCCGACGCAAAGGCUGUCAUCAGUCUGAGCAAAAACGUCCUUAUGACGGACGCUGACCACAAACAAGUGUCAUCUCUCGGAAAGAUUGACCCGCCGUCGGAAUUUACAAAGGAAGACGCAACGUUCAGUGAUUUUCCGGAUGUUGAUUCGGAUAGAAGUGUUGCCGGUGCUUCCAGUCGCCACGGUCCGGGGGGCAAGGGAAAGGCGGUCGACAGGAGCGAUCCAAGUGGCAAGAGAAAAAACCCCGAUGCCGGAUCGGAGAAUGAGGACAACGUGGAUGAAUACGAAGCUUACGACGACAGUACAGGAAUGGAAUCCUCGGAUUCGAACAGCAAUAAGCAAAACCUCGACAAUCCGGGUCAGUAUUCCGAUGUCGAAAUUGCUGACUCUAUUGACGAAGAAGACAAUGAUGACGACGAGGAUGAAGAGGAAGAUGAUGAGGACGAAGACUGGGCUGGGGACAUGAGUUCACAGCCUAUAUUUCUACCAUCCAGAAUGAAUAAGGAUGGGGGUCAGGCUGGUGUGGGAACAACUGGUAGGCAUUUUACUGAACAGGAGACACCGGCUAAAUCGACGGACGAUCCACUCAAGAGGGAGAUACCCGAGUAUAUGUUAAAGUUGUACCAAAAGUUUACACAAAAGCAUUAUAUACAUCCGGCUUCGGAUACCGUGAGAAGUUUUAGCAAUAUCAAUGACGAUAUACUUUUUAAUAUCUCCAAAGGGAAUGAAUUACUUGGAGCAAAAACUCGCAACCACACCCUGGUUUUCAACAUCAGCAGCUUCCCCGGUGGAGAACUGAUCAACCUGGCCCAGCUUCGUUUGUACAAAUUGGUUGAGCGAGACAGAAAUACGUACAUUGGGGACGACCGAAAGGUGUCGCUGUACGAAGUCAUUAUUCAGGAUGACGGCACGCGACACCUGAAGCUCGUCUCGCAGAAACACAUUUACGGGCGUAAUAGCGGCUGGGAAUCGUUCGACGUGACCCCGGCCGUCCGUCGCUGGGUUGCCGAAAUCGAAAGUGGUGCUGUCCAAAUGCUUGAAGUGACUAUUGAGAGUAUAUUCAACAGCGUGUUGGGUAACGAUGUUGAUAUUAGCACCGAGCCGCGGAGCAAGAAGGAACCGUUGCUAGUUGUUUUCUCGAAACAGAUUAACAAACGACUAGUGCACCAGCAGGAGCGAGACGAACUCCUGCGGCACGACAUGACUCUGAGUGACAUUGAAGAUGUUGACAAUUUCACAGCUACUGACUCUCUUCCGUCGGCUCGAUCUUCGGUAUCGACUGAUGGCGACGAAUCCGAUGAUGACGAAGAAGAAGAUGAUGAGGAAGAGGAUUCUUCAAAGGAGGAUUCGUACGGGUCUAUAGACGAAAUGACGUCAUAUGCUAAAGUGACGCAGAGCAUGCGCACUGGAAAGGAAUACCUGAGCCGAUCGAAACAGAAAGUACGUGUGAAAAGAAGUAAAACAUCAAGCAAACGGAAUAUCUGUCGACGGACCAAACUCGAGGUGGACUUUAGAGAUAUUGAGGGCCACGGCUGGAUUGUGGCACCGCAAAGAUAUCAAGCGUUUGAGUGCAGUGGAAAAUGUUACUUUCCUCUUGGCGACCAUCUGCGGCCGACGAAGCACGCCAUUAUACGGGCCAAUCUUCACGUGCACAACAAGAAAGUGACUCGGCCUUGCUGUGUUCCGACAAAGCUCGAUUCAAUCUCUUUGCUUUACCUUGAUUCAAAGACAAAAGGCUACACCUUCAAAUACAAUUUCGAAGGGAUGAAAGUGGUCGAAUGUGGGUGCAGGUGA